Messenger RNA from Oncorhynchus masou masou (cherry salmon), 2750 nucleotides. RefSeq names its product protein NDNF-like. Gene Ontology annotation, molecular function: protein binding; heparin binding. Bases 392 to 2110 code for a protein of 572 amino acids. The record is from RefSeq and is a predicted model, not a curated record. The transcript is spliced from 4 exons. Lineage: Eukaryota; Metazoa; Chordata; Actinopteri; Salmoniformes; Salmonidae.
AGAGGAGAAGAGAGGAGAAGAGAGAGAAGAGAGAGAAGCUUUACUCACGGACUGGCUGACAUUCACAUAGCCAUCACAAAUCUUCUAGGACACGUACAGAGCAAGGCUCCACAUGUGACUGAGUGGGACCUGCAGAUACCCAAUACUGUGCCUUGGGACCUGAACACACACAUUGGGAGUUGUGCCGUGGUAGCCAGACACCUAUUAAAGCAGAGAGGCAAACCCCAAGGAAGGGAAGGGGGCGUCCAACAACAAUCUGAGUGUUGACUCGAGCUCCUCCUCCCGUCCGUCUCUCAUCCUCCUCUUGUCCAUCUCUCCUCUCAUCCUUCAUAUUCUGCUCUGGAGUGCACUGUGAGUUCCUGGGGGACGGCAUAGUGGUGUCUGAGUGUGAAUGAUGGCAGCGAUGGCCUGGCAUCUCUGCCUGGCCGUGUCUCUCCUCUGUGUUACCCCCUGGCCCCAAGGACACUCAGCUCUGGCUCCUGAGAACGAGGUGCCACUCCGCCCCACCGCCUGGCUGCCUGAUGGAAAGGUCACCACCAUGCAUCUGCCCAAAGGACGCACCCGGAGGCUGUACUUCACACUGAAGAAGAAGGUUGCGAUGAUGUCUGUGACCGUCAGUCCCUGUGACCUCCCCAUCGAGUGGACCCUUGAAGCCCGAACCCUGAAGGACAAACCGCCUAAGAGUCUGCACUGGAGUACCAAGAAGAGUAUGCCAGAGGUGUGGUGGAGAGGACCUGGAACUGAAGCCAAGAUACACACCUACACUGGCAACGCCAUGAACACCUACACAGGCCCUUCGUACGCCCCAGCAUCUAUCUACAUCCUCAGGCUGCGGUCCAAGGACCAGGACACCAGGGCUACUGUGUACCUCCAUGAGGGCUCUGGGACCUCCUGGGCCUUCCCACAGCUUCCCUCUGACUCCCGUGUCCACACCCUGGGUGUAGGAAUGACCAGUGUCACCCUCAGCUGGGCCCCCAGUGCCCCCCUCAAAAGGAUGCACACCCAACGCAGCUAUGACUACUGUGUCCUCGUCAAUCGCAAACACAACUACCGCAACCUUUGUGCCGCCCAGGAGGGCAUCAGGAAGGAGCGGGAGAAAGACAAGAAAAAGGAGAAGGACAAACAGAGGAAAGUAACUGUGUGGCCGAUUCUCAAAGACUGGUGGUGGCAGCAGUGGGAUGCUGACACUGAGCUCCAGUCACCCGCUGCGCUCCGUGACGACUAUGGUCAUCUUCAAUGUGUUUGUAAGGGAACAGAGAGCGUGUGCACAGUCUCUGAGCUCGUCCCUGACACGCAAUACUACUUUGACGUUUUUUUGAUCGACAGGCUAAAUGGAACCAGUGCCGCAUAUACUGGAACAUUUGCGCAAACACACGAGGAGGCCCGACCAGCUAUCACACCACUUAGGGAAGGGGAGGUCCGGUGGGUGACCUUCCGGGAUGGAGGCUCAACCUCUGGGGAGUUAUUUAGCUUCCGACCCCGGGGCUGGCAACAGAGUGGCCUACUCACUCUACAGAGCUGCGAAAGCAGUGAGAAGAUCAACAUCACUGUUUCCAGCAAGGGCAAAGAGCUCAGCUCCCAGGCUGUGGGAGAAAACCUGGCUCAGAUCUGGCUCCAGGGCAGCCCUUCCUACCUCAUCCACUUGGAGAAAGAGGGAACGGCGGCUCCCAGACAAGCUGCUCCAGGAGUGCUGAAGGCCUCUGUUAAGAUGCAGGCGUCCUCCACUUACCAUCGUCAAGGGAUACCUUCUCUCCCCUCCACUCUGCAGAUAAAGUCUUUCAACAGGCUCAGGAGCUGUGAAUCUGUCACCCUGGCCUGGAUGGGCACAGAGGAGAGGAGCCUUUACUGCGUGUACCGCCAGAGGCUGGGUAAGGGGGGAGGUAAGAAGGGAGGCACGGCACCCUGCCUGGGGCCUGAGUCACGGUCGGACACUGAGAGGGUCCUGUGUAAAUACUUCCAGGAGCUCAACCCUCGACGGGCUGUCACGACAGCCGUGAUCGGAGGCCUGGAGCCUGGGGUGGCCUACAUAUUUGAUGUCUAUCUAAUGAGACGCUGGGGGAUCCCCAUAAAGUACAGCAGCAAGACAGUAAGAACCAGGAAGGAGUGCUGAGCUGCUGCCCACUCGUAGUCUCAGUCUGCAGCAGCAUUGGACUUAACAAAGAGGUGAUUUACAAAGACACCAUGAAAAAGUCAUUCUACUACGAGGGAGACUGUUAAAUGUGGUACACCCUGUGAAGAGUGGUCACAUUUGAACACUGGUACUCAUGGAUUGGGUAGGAGUAGCAGAGGGGAGACUGCACACCAGCAAAAUUCAUUCCAUUUCAGUAACCUGUGCUUUUUGUCUUUUUGUUUAUAGUUGUUGAUGAUGUGCCAGUUGUCCAGGUACUAAUUGUGUGACUGAGUACAAAGGAGGAUAUGUUUUUGAUUAAUACAAAUUUUCAGUGAAGACUGGGCCAAAAAAUAUGCAACAGAAGCAGAUAGAGAUUUGAUUAGACUUUGCAAUGGGGAGAGAGAACCUCUGGCAAGAACCUACAGUAUAUAUUUAGUGCUGCAUUGUUUUGUUUCAAUAUUCAACAGGCUUAAAACACAGAUAGGGUAAUCUAUUGAUGCUUAGCGCAAAGUUAAUGUGUAUCUUGUGUUCUGCUUUCGCAUGAAGUAGAUAAAAUUUGUUAGCGACUAGCUUCAUUGUCGUUGAUGUAUUAUUGUGCUAUACUUCAAAUACACCAAUAAACACACAUUAGGUAUCUGUA